Messenger RNA from Orycteropus afer afer, 2188 nucleotides. RefSeq names its product apoptosis inducing factor mitochondria associated 3 (gene AIFM3). The record is from RefSeq and is a predicted model, not a curated record. NCBI's taxonomy places the organism in Eukaryota, Metazoa, Chordata, Mammalia, Tubulidentata, Orycteropodidae. Gene Ontology annotation, molecular function: oxidoreductase activity, acting on NAD(P)H; flavin adenine dinucleotide binding; 2 iron, 2 sulfur cluster binding. Gene Ontology annotation, cellular component: cytoplasm; mitochondrion. Gene Ontology annotation, biological process: execution phase of apoptosis.
GGCCUGACAGCCCACCACCUGUGCGCCUGCCCACCCUCCACUCCUAGGCCCCUCGCCAUGGGUGGCUGCUUCUCCAAGCCCAAGCCAGUGGAACUCAAGAUCGAGGUGGUGCUGCCGGAGAAAGAACGGGGCAAGGAGGAGCUGUCCGCCAGUGCCAAGGGCAGCCCCCGGACGUACCAGGGCAAUGGCACAGCCCGCCACUUCCAUGCUGAGGAGCGCCUGCCUGCCCCCCACCCCUACCCCGGCGCCCAGGACUACGUGGAGGCCGCAGUCUGUCACAUCAAGGACCUCGAGAACGGCCAGAUGCGUGAGGUGGAGCUGGGCUUGGGGAAGGUGUUACUGCUGAAGGACAAUGGCGAAUUCCACGCCCUGGGCCACAAAUGUCCACACUAUGGGGCACCCCUGGUCAAAGGUGUGCUGUCCCGCGGCCGGGUGCGCUGCCCCUGGCACGGCGCCUGCUUCAACAUACACACGGGGGACCUGGAGGAUUUCCCGGGCCUGGACAGUCUGCACAAAUUCCAGGUGAGGAUUGAGAAGGAGAAAGUAUUUGUCCGGGCCAGCAAACAGGCCUUGCAGCUGCAGCGAAGGACCAAGGUGAUGGCCAAGUGUAUCUCCCCCAGCGCCAGCCACGGUGGCAGCACCAACGUGCUCAUUGUGGGGGCAGGUGCAGCUGGCCUGGUGUGCGCUGAGACGCUGAGGCAGGAGGGCUUCUCGGACCGGAUUGUUAUGUGCACGCUGGACCGCCACCUUCCCUAUGACCGGCCCAAGCUCAGCAAGUGCCUGGACUCACAGCCUGACCAGCUGGCCCUACGACCCAAGGAGUUCUUCCGCGCCUAUGGCAUCGAGGUCCUCACGGAGGCUCAGGUUGUCACCGUGGAUGUGAGGAACAAGAAGGUGGUGUUUAAGGAUGCCUUCAAACUGGAGUACAGCAAGCUGCUGCUAGCGCCAGGGAGCAGCCCUAAGACCCUGAGCUGCAAGGGCAAAGAAGUGGAGAACGUGUUCACCAUCCGCACACCCGAGGACGCCAACCGUGUGGUGAGGCUGGCCCGGGGCCGCAAUGCUGUCAUCGUGGGAGCUGGCUUCCUGGGGAUGGAGGUGGCCGCCUACCUGACCGAGCAGGCCCACUCGGUGUCUGUGGUGGAAUUGGAAGAGACCCCCUUCAGGAAGUUCCUAGGGGAACGUGUCGGUCGAGCGCUCAUGAAGAUGUUCGAGAACAACCACGUGAAGUUCUACAUGCAGACGGAAGUGUCGGAACUGCGGGCCCAUGAGGGAAAGCUGAAGGAGGUCGUGCUGAAGAGUAGCAAGGUCGUGCGGGCUGACGUCUGUGUGGUGGGCAUUGGUGCCGUGCCCGCCACAGGCUUCCUGAGGCAGAGUGGCAUCUGUCUGGAUUCCCGCGGCUUCAUCCCAGUCAACAAGACGAUGCAGACCAACGUCCCAGGUGUGUUCGCAGCCGGCGAUGCCGUCACCUUCCCCCUGGCGUGGAGGAACAACCGCAAAGUGAACAUCCCACACUGGCAGAUGGCACAUGCCCAGGGGCGUGUGGCGGCCCAGAACAUGCUUGCGCAAGAGGCAGAAAUCAGGCCGGUGCCGUACCUCUGGACCGCCAUGUUCGGCAAGAGUCUGCGCUACGCAGGUUACGGAGAAGGCUUUGAUGAUGUCAUCAUUCAGGGUGACCUGGAGGAGCUGAAGUUCGUGGCCUUUUACACCAAAGGCGACGAGGUGAUUGCUGUGGCUAGCAUGAACUACGACCCCAUCGUGAGCAAGGUGGCCGAGGUGCUGGCCUCCGGCCGAACCAUCCGGAAGCGGGAAGUGGAGCUGUUUAGUCUGCACAGCAAGACUGGUGACAUGUCCUGGCUCACCGUGAAAGGAACCUGAGCUCACACACAGCAGACCUGGACAGGCUGGCAGGGGCACCAGGGACAGAGGCCAAGUGCCCUGGGGCAGGUGCCAACCUCUAAUUUUCCAGGAUCCUCGUAGGGCAGAACCUGAGCCCUGCCAGCACUCACCUUCAGCUAUCUGGCUCCCCUGCAGAGAGGCCUAAGCUUUAAAAAGUUGCCUUGGCAGCCAAAUGGCUGGCACUGGAGGCAGGGGAGGCCCUGCUUCUGCUCCCUCUUUGGAACUGCUUCCCUGCAGACCCUGCAACAUCUUAGACUUGAUCUUAAAAUUAAAACGCACCCGUUUGCAGAUC